Messenger RNA from Lates calcarifer (barramundi perch), 4844 nucleotides. RefSeq names its product calcium channel, voltage-dependent, beta 2a (gene cacnb2a). The transcript has 13 exons. Gene Ontology annotation, cellular component: voltage-gated calcium channel complex. Bases 719 to 2800 code for a protein of 693 amino acids. Lineage: Eukaryota; Metazoa; Chordata; Actinopteri; Centropomidae. The record is from RefSeq and is a predicted model, not a curated record. Gene Ontology annotation, biological process: chemical synaptic transmission; calcium ion transmembrane transport; neuromuscular junction development. Gene Ontology annotation, molecular function: high voltage-gated calcium channel activity; protein binding.
ACAGAGAUAGAGAGGAAGAAUCACUGAAGUAGCACGGGGGAGACAAGCUGAGACACGGACAGUGAGAAAGAGGGAGCUUGCAGCACCUGAGAGGCAGCAGCAGCAGCUUAAUUAGCAUCAGGGGGAGAGCUGGUCACAGGCAGCCACAUCAGGACUCAUGUAGAGAAACUGCGCUCGUGGAGCAGCACGGGGAGGCUACAGCGGAGGAGGAGAACGAGGCUGGAGCCAAAGCUUGAGCGAGAGGAUGAGAAGCAUCGCUGCCACCUGACUCAUACUGGGAGUCAGCCUCAGCACCUGCAGCUGCAGUCUGAGCACUCCGGCUAUCAAGGAGACUGGGGCAGACGGGGAGAGAGCUGCUGAGAUUAUGCGCGGGGCAGAGAGCUCCUGUGGAUUCCCCAUCUUUGGCAACGGCAGCAGCAGCAGGAGGAGCAGGAGCUGUGGCUCUACAGACAGCAGCAGAGCUAGCUGGAGCUGCAGCAAAACAAGGAGCUCUGACUCCAAAGCUAUUUAUUUAUCAAGAAAUGAAGGUAGCAUUUACAGCCAAGGUGUAACAGGAACCAGCUGUCAAUGUAGCCACAGUGUUGAAUGUACCUGUAGCCAGAGCAGUGACGGUAACUGCAGAGCUGGUGCAAAGGUGCCCACAGCAGUGCAGUUAGGUGUAGUUGUAGCAGUAGCAGGGGGGGCAGUGGCUCAGGACACUGAAUGACCAGCGUGGCUGAUGAAGGCCACCUGGAUCCGCUUGCUGAAACGAGCCAAGGGAGGUCGCGUCAAGAGCUCCGAUGCCUGUGGUUCGGCCGACUCCUACACCAGCCGUCCAUCAGACUCCGAUGUGUCCCUGGAGGAGGAUAAGGAGGCAGUGCGCAGAGAGGCAGAGCGACAGGCUCAGGCACAGCUCGACAAGGCCAAGACCAAACCAGUUGCAUUUGCUGUUCGCACAAAUGUCAACUACAGCCCAAGUCACGAUGAUGAUGUCCCUGUGCCAGGCAUGGCCAUCUCCUUUGAGGCUAAAGACUUCCUCCAUGUCAAAGAGAAAUUCAACAAUGACUGGUGGAUAGGACGCUUGGUGAAGGAAGGCUGUGAAAUCGGUUUCAUCCCCAGUCCAGUGAAGCUUGAAAACACUCGUAUCCUCCAGGAGCAGAGAGCCAAACAAGGCAAAUUCCACUCCAGUAAAUUGGGAGCAAACUCAUCUUCUAGUUUAGGUGAAGUGGUUCCUAACUCACGGAAAUCUACUCCUCCUUCAUCUGCCAUUGACAUAGACGCCACAGGCUUAGACCCCGAGGACAAUGAGCUUCCCGUCAACCUGCGCUCCCCUAAAGCCAGUCCAAACACUGUCAUGUCACCCCUAGCAAAAGAGAAACGAAUGCCCUUCUUUAAGAAGACGGAACACAUUCCUCCGUACGACGUUGUGCCUUCCAUGCGGCCCGUGGUUCUGGUUGGACCGUCACUGAAGGGCUACGAGGUGACAGACAUGAUGCAAAAAGCACUGUUUGACUUUUUGAAACACCGAUUCGAGGGAAGAAUAUCAAUCACUCGUGUCACGGCAGACAUCUCUCUUGCCAAGCGCUCAGUCCUGAACAAUCCCAGCAAGCACGCCAUCAUCGAACGCUCCAACACACGCUCGAACUUGGCUGAAGUCCAGAGUGAGAUUGAGCGUAUUUUCGAACUGGCCAGGACGUUACAGCUGGUGGUUCUGGACGCCGACACCAUCAACCACCCAUCACAGCUGGGGAAGACUUCCCUCGCCCCCAUCAUUGUCUACGUCAAGAUCACCUCCCCCAAGGUGCUUCAGCGGCUCAUCAAGUCCAGAGGCAAGUCUCAGGCCAAACACCUCAAUGUCCAGAUGGUGGCAGCUGACAAGCUGGCUCAGUGCCCUCCUGAGAUGUUUGACAUCAUUCUCGAUGAGAACCAGCUGGAGGACGCAUGUGAGCAUAUGGCUGAUUACCUGGAGGCCUACUGGAAAAGCACUCACCCCACCAGCUGCAGCCCCCCCAACCCACUGCUAACCAAGCUGCCCACAGCCGCCCUGCCCUCCAGCCCAGCCCCAGUCUCCGGCGUGCAGGGCAGCAGUGCAGAGCAGAAGGGAGACAAAGCGUUAGUGGAGAGAAAGGGCUCCAGAGAGGAUCACCAGCACCAUCAUCACCAUCACCACCACCACCACCAGAGUCAGGACCAAGCUGAUGCUGACGCAGAGGCUGAGGGGGAGGGCAAUGAGGAGGAGAGGCCCCUGAGGACAGAGUCGUCCAGGAGAGCCCAGCACGUCCACCACCGUUCGUCUUCCACCAGGACUGAGCACCACAACCACCAUCACCACCACCACCACCACAGCAGUCGAGCCAGGGGCCUCUCCCGGCAGGAGACUUUGGACUCUGAGACCCCAGAGAGCCGAGAAAGCAGAGAGAGCCGAGAGAGCAAGGACUCGGCUUACAUUGAGCCACGCACUCAGCUCCUCCACCAGGAAGAGGAGGAGGAGGACGAGGAUCUAGGGGAGGGGCACCCCCAGCAGCAACAGCGCUACGAGCCGCUGCCCCACCGGGACCACAACCACCACCACCACCACCACCAUCACCGCGGUGGAGGCGACGAGGCCGGCCAUGGCACGGGACACCACCGCUCCAAAGAGCGCGAACAGGACCAUAACGAACGCAACAAGCAGCGCUCUCACCACCACCACCGGCCGGCACGCGACCACCACCAUCAUUACUACGACCGGGACAGAGACAGGGACCGAGAGGGGGAGGUGGCUCCCAAAAAGAGGGGUGAUGCAGGGGAAUGGGUCAGAGACUCCUACAUCCACCAGUGACAGACCAAAUCCCUCCUGAAGCUCAUUUGGACUCUCCUCUUAAAGACCAUUCUGUUCUCCCAUUGUGCUGCUAUACCCUGAAACCACAGCAUCCUAUUUAUGUACACUUCCUUUGUAAAUGCUGUUGCAUCUUUUUCAAUGGCAGGAUUUUGAUUACAUAGAUACAAAUAUAAAUAUAUAAAUAUAUGUAUGUGUGUAUCUAUGCAUAGACGUUGUUUAUGUGUGGAUAUGCAUGAAUAUUCUCAAAUAUGCAUAUUUUAAACCUGUGUUUGAUAAAGCAUGACACAAAAGCAGAAUUUUUUUCUGUACUGAGCUGUGCUUUCUGUGAUUAGCAUUUUUUUUUUAUUUUAUUGUUUUUAUUUUAUUAUUUUUUUGCUUGCUACCACUUGAAUGAUAUGUUCCUUCAGACUACUGCUAGGGUUGACUGCAAGAGUUGACUAACCAAGUUAGUUUGAUGCUGUAUUUGCAAAGGUUGUUUCUUUAAAAGAAUAGUCCGGCAAUUUGGGAAAUACACUAAAUGAAUGAAAAAAUAAAAUGAAUGCAGUCUAAUACAACAGUCCUGCAAUAAAUCCCACCUAAUGUUUUUAUUGAAACUAUUUCAGAGAGGUGUUGAUUCAGAUCCUGUCAUUUUGGAGGCUGCAGUUUGUGGUGCUGUCAGGUUGUGUCACACUGACAUAUGUCUCUAUUAUUUUGUCUGCUCAUGUAUAUCAUUGAGAGCGGGCUAAAUAACAGAAACAUGCUCUGUAUAUUCAGUUGAAGCAACGCCUCUUUAAAACAGUUUCAACACAAACUGAACAUUACAACCUUCAUGAAGAGAAGAUUUAUUGCAGAAUCGUUUUAUUAAACUGUUAGUUUUGGCUGGGUGUACCUAAUAAACUGGCAACUGAGUUUAGAUGAGAUUUUACAGUAACAAGUCUAGCAGCCGGUUAGCUUAGUUUAGACUGGAAACCUACCAACACCUCUAAGGUUAUCUGAUUGACACUUUAUAUCUUAUUUGUUUCAUCUGAACAAAAAACAAAGUCUAAAAAUGGUAAAUUGUGUUUUUACAGUGCGGCUUAACUUUAGCUAACUUAAGCUAACUGGCUGCUGGCUGUAGCUUAAUAUUUAACACACAGAUCCUAGAGUGGUGUCAAUUUUCAGCAGCAAAGUUUGUAAAUGUAUUUCCCAAAGUGUCAAACCACUCCAUUAAUUUUAUGUUCAUCAUUUACUGCUCAGUUCCCCUUUUUUUAAAAUUCCGCGUCCCCAGUUUUAGACAUUUGGUUCUAACAUAUUUAUGCCUCCUUCGAGGUGCACCUUAGUCAUGCCUUACAAGACAAACGAGUUCUACAGUAACUUCCUCUCUUACAUGCAGUACUGUUCUCUUUGUAUGGGUCCAGAAACAUUUUAUAACAUUGAUACACCCUUUAUUCUGCACUUUUACUGAUUCACAUUGGUUUCAUGUAAAAGCAAUUUGAUAUGACAUUGCAACUUACUGUAGGUCUACUACCAAAACUCCACCAAGGUUCAUCUUUUAUUAAGUCUGACCCCUUUUUCUAAUGAAUGUUGGUUAACUCCCACUUUAAUUCCCACUUCAUAGUCUACAGAUUGUUAAUUUUAGGAGAUUUAUUCAGUAUGUUCCUCACUAAAAAAAUUAAAAGACACAUUUGCAAAACAAAUUCAAACAAUUUUCUCACUCCCCUGACUAACACAAAGGGAUCAGUUUAAUGCAAAGUGAUGGUGUUUGAUGGUGUAAGAGCGUCCAACACCUGAACUUUAAGCUCAGUCAAAAGUCUGUGACGUUAAACUCAUAUUCUCACAGAUUUUUUCAUGAUACUGAAAAUCUAAAUUGAGCUAAAAUUGAGCCCAAGCCCCUCUGUUUACAAAACCACCAACCCCAACCCUCCUUUUCUUUGAUUUUGCCUGAUAAUUGUAAUUACAAAAAAAUCCAUUUCUAUGCUACAUUGGUAGCACUACAGAUUUUUUAACAGUGUACAUGUGUAUGUACAUAAUGCAUAAAUAUAAAGAAUAAAGUUGGCAACAAAGGACUGCCGCAGGGGGAGAGGAA